AUGACAAUAACUGUAAAAAGUAUAUCAGAUGAGUAUGGAGCCAUUGGGCCAGUCCGUCGUAAUGAUUUUAAAGAUAUUAUUGAUAAUACAGAAUUUGGUGGUGGUGCCAAUAUAAAACAAAUUUAUAUUAACAGAAUAGCAGAAAUUAAAAUUGGGAAUUUAAUAGACUCUAUCCAAUUUUCCUAUAGUGUAGUGACAAAUGACGGAAUAUCACAUAUUUAUCAAGGUGCUAAGUGGGGCGAGGGUUUAGGAGGUGCUCCAAAUGAACCAGUUGAUUUUACUGCUGAUGAACAAAUAAUAAAGAUAAGUGGCACACUUGUCAUAGCCGGUGGAAGGCAAGUUGUAAGAUCCUUGUCAUUCCAAACAUCACAAAGAACACUCGAUUACGGUUCAAAGGUAGUAGGAGAUACAGAAUUUUCUUUUCCUCCAGGUGUUAUUUUUGGUAGUAACGAUGAUGUUCUUUUUUCUAUCGGAGUAUAUGAGAUUGCAGAAGCGGAGCAAUCAGUCAAUACUGUAACAUCAACAAUUACUGAAACAACGGAACAACUAGCCAAGACUGUAACAUUAACAAUUACUGAAACAACGCAACAACUAGCCAAUACUGUAACAUCAACAAUUACUGAAACAAUGGCAGUACCUGCCAAUACUGUAACAUUAACAAUUACUGAAACAACGGAACAACUAGCCAAGACUGUAACAUCAACAAUUACUGAAACAACGGAACAACUAGCCAAGACGGUAACAUCAACAAUUAUUGAAACAAUCGCAGAAUCUGCCAAAACAGUCACCCCUGCAACUACAUUAAUCACAGAUAUAGCGGCAACCAAUAACUCUGCAACAGAAAUUGUAUUUGUCGAUAAUCCUCGAAUAAUUCUCGGUUUAAGUAUUCCCUUAGCAUUAUUAAGCAUACUGUUACUAGCAACUUUUUAUUAUAAAUAUAAGAAGAAAGAUACCCCGCUCAGAGUAGCGGGUGGUCAACCAGCCUAA
Messenger RNA from Entrophospora candida, 987 nucleotides. Lineage: Eukaryota; Fungi; Glomeromycota; Glomeromycetes; Entrophosporales; Entrophosporaceae. The record is from the annotation of a GenBank genome assembly.